GUCAUAAUAAUAAGGAAGACUUCGUGGCUGUGGUAACUAGUGAAGACCGCAGUCAAGCUAACAACAACAGAUCAAACAGGUUUAAAAUAUGUUCACAUCGAAUGAACUAACUACGAAUAACUUCAACAACGGAGAAAAUUGAGAUAUUUUCUGCAGGAGUGUCCAGUGACUAACUAGUGAACUACAUAUUAUGAUGCCAUGGAGGAUAGGAAGCUGAAGAGAAAGAUUUCCAGGCCCUCCACCAACCAGGCCCCUGCCCCACCAACCAGCACCCGGAAGAACACCGCCUCAGGACGGCAUCUGGGCUUCAGCCACAUGGGUACACACUCCAGCCAGAAGGGGAAGAGCCGCAGGGGUGUGAAGGCCAGACCGCAGCAGGCUUCAGGCAGUAAGGCAGGCCAGAGUCAGGCGGACCCCAUCCAACACUCCUUCCUGACGGACGUCUCCGAUGUGCAGGAGAUGGAGAAAGGACUGCUGAGCCUUCUCAAUGACUUCCACAAUGGAAAACUACAGGCCUUUGGUAAUGAGUGUUCUAUAGAUCAGAUGGAACAUGUGAGAGAGAUGCAGGAGAAGUUGGCUCGGCUGCACUUUGACCUUUAUGGGGAGGUGGACGAGAUGCCUGAGGACCAACGGAAGACCGCCUGCGACUCCAACAUGGACAAACUACUGCUCAACGUAAGAUCUGGCAAUAGGUUUGGUUAAUCUAGAGGAACUGAGUUCAUCAAUUCAGAAGCUGAAUCUGGCAGACAGCCAGGAGAUACCCAGGACAGCCAGCAUUUAAGUCGGUCUGCAGUCAAGUCUCAUCUCCUUGUCUCCUAACCUCAUCUCUUUAUUUGAUUUCCUUAUCCCCUAAAUUCAUUUCCUUAUAUGCCUCUUCUCUUCUCCCCUGCCCUCUCGUCCCCUCUUCUCCUCUACCCAGCCCUCUCCCGUCCCCUCUUCUCCUCUACCCUGCCCUCCCGUCCCCUCUUCUCCUCUACCCUGCCCUCUCCCGUCCCCUCUUCUCCACUCUCCCCUCUUCCCCCCCUCUUCUCCUCUACCCUGUCCCCCCUCUCUUCUCCUCUAGCAUCCCGUCCCCUCUUCUCCUCUACCCUGCCCUCCCGUCCCCUCUUCUCCUCUACCCUGCCCUCUCCCGUCCCCCUCUUCUCCUCUACCCUGCCCUCUCCCGUCCCCUCUUCUCCACUCUGCCCUCUCCCGUCCCCUCUUCUCCUCUACCCUGUCCCCCUCUCUUCUCCUCUACCCUGCCCCCCCCCUCUUCUCCUCUACCCUGUCCCCCCCUCUCUUCUCCUCUAGCAUCCCGUCCCCUCUUCUCCUCUACCCCCCU
Molecule: messenger RNA, 1321 nt
Organism: Oncorhynchus nerka (sockeye salmon)
Lineage: Eukaryota; Metazoa; Chordata; Actinopteri; Salmoniformes; Salmonidae
Gene: ccdc28a
Product: coiled-coil domain containing 28A
Exons: 6
Coding region: 199-702 (167 amino acids)
Source: RefSeq, a predicted model, not a curated record